AUGGGGGCGAGCACUUGUCGGCCCGGUCUAGCGGUUCGACGCCAUCGCAGGCACUCUCGCCGCCACGUGCUUGUCUGCCCGAAGUGUCGGGGGCUGUACGUCCGGGAGGUACGCGUUUGCGGCCUCGACGGAACGGCCCUCAAACCCGCUGAUCGCGAUCCUUUGGUCGGCGAGGCGCUCGACCGCUACCAUAUUGAAUCGCGACUCGGCAUUGGCGGCAUGGGCUGUGUGUACCGCGCCCGCCACCACGUUUUAGAGCGGUGGUACGCGAUCAAGGUUCUGUUCGGGGACUUCUCUGCCGACGAAAAGUUCCAGGCGCGUUUUCGGCGCGAAGCCCAAUCGAUGAGCCGGGUACGGCAUCCCAAUGUGAUUUCGGUUGAGGACUUCGGCACGACGCCGGGCGGACUGACCUACCUCGCGAUGGAGUUGAUCGAGGGUGAGACGCUCGAACAGACGAUCGCCAGCUACGCCCCCAUUCCACCGCAGCGUACCGCCUCACUGAUGCGCCAAAUAGCGCGCGGACUGCAGGCGGCCCACGAACGGGAUUUGGUGCACCGCGACGUGAAGCCGUCGAACAUCAUGGUGUACCGCGAGGACGGUCGCGAGACGAUCAAGCUCCUCGACUUUGGGGCCGUGGGUCUGCGCGCCGCACCGCAAGAAACACGACUCACGUCGGUCGGCCACAUCAUCGGCACGCCCACAUACAUGGCGCCGGAACAGACGAACGACGCCGCCGUCACCCCGUCCGCAGAUUUGUACGCGCUGGGCGUCGUGGCUUACGAGAUGGUGACCGGCGCGCCACCCUUUGAAGGUGAACGCCGCGCGGAAGUCUUGGUUCGGCACAUUACCGAGCAGCCCGCCCCCCUGCCGAACCUCAAUGGCUUAGGUCCUUUGGUUAUGCGCCUUCUCGCAAAAAAGCCGGUGGACCGGCCGCCGGGGGCGCGCGAACUCGUGACAGAGCUCGAUGCGCUGUUGAGCCGGCUCGCCGAACCGACGGAGAUCUUGCAACGGCGAGCAUCGGUCUCGCCCCAGAUGCUCGAGCUGGCGGAUGCCCAGAGCAAGAAGGACGAAGCCGAUACGCUUUUGGGGCACGAAGACUUCGGACCGCUGAUUCAAGACCACGACGACGGGUUCGGAGCCUGGGGGCCCGAGGUGCUCACGCCGGCGAACGUACCGGACCCCGCCCUACGACCGCCCUCACACGUGUCGGAAGAAGCGCCGCUCACCGACCCGGAGCAGUCACAACCAAACCCCGUUCUGUUCGAACCGGCGCGUCCGAGUAAUGCGCCGGUCAAUGCCGAUGACGAAGACUCUGAAACUCAGGUUGACUACGACUACGAGUCGCUCGCCAACCUUGAGGGACUGCCCUCGCCCACGAUGCCCGUCGAUACACCGCCUCUGAAUGGAGCGGACGGCCCGGAAGAAGUGAUCGCCUCGUCGACGGUCCUCGAUACACCCGAAGACGAGGCGCAGGCUGCGGGUGUGUCCCGAACAGUUGUUGAUGCCGACCAGGUCGAUGAUGGUUUCGAUUUUCCGCCGAGCGAAAUCCAGGUUGCGGCUGACAGCAUGAAAGCUGAGUUUUCGAAAACGCUGCCGGCGAGCGUGGAUCUCGACUUGAGUGCAUCGGAUCCAACCAUUGAUCCGAUCGACACGCAGAGCACGCCCGAAGCGGCGCGGCCAACGUUGCCCGUCGAAAGCGAAACCGUUCGCCGCGUGGCCGAGGCGGCGCAAACGCUACAGGCCGAUGCCGGUCCAACGAUCAGCGCACCGGCGCCCGUUUCCAGUGUCGACGAUGAUGACUUGGCGCUCGUCGUACCGAGUCCGCCCGGCGAGACCAAAGGUUCGGGCUGGGGUCGGUUGUUUUGGGUCGCCAUCGUCGUGCUGUCACUGGCGUGUGUGGCCUUAGGCUGGAUGCUGCUUGAGCGUCGCGGCUACAUCGAACUCGACGGCGAAACGCCCACCGCGGUGAGCCCGCCGGC
Molecule: messenger RNA, 1979 nt
Organism: Chondrus crispus (carragheen)
Lineage: Eukaryota; Rhodophyta; Florideophyceae; Gigartinales; Gigartinaceae
Product: Serine/threonine protein kinase (fragment) Endoplasmic reticulum membrane
Exons: 2
Biological process (GO): protein phosphorylation
Molecular function (GO): ATP binding; protein kinase activity
Source: RefSeq, a predicted model, not a curated record